AUGGCUUCAGAUUCUUCUCCAGAUCCCUGGGCCACAAGCCCAAUCAGCAACACGGGCUCGAGCCCUGGGCGCAGAAAACGCAACCGUCAAACCUCCUACGCCACUCCAUCUCCACUCCCGCCAUCUCCACUCCCGCAGGAUUCCGGCAAAAGUUCUCCUCCGACCGGCCAUAAAAACACCCCACGCAGUCGGCGUAGGCGGCCAUUCGGCACACCAGGUGCAGCUGCCACGCCGUCCUCGACCGACGGGGUGCCACCAACCUCCGAGGAUGAUGAGGGAGAUGAUGAGGCCCCGGCCAUGUACGUGUGGGGCACAAACAUCAGCGUUCACGAUGUUAAUGCUGCAUUUCUUAGGUUUUUGAGAAAUUUUAGGGAAAAUCCUCAGCAGAUCGAGGAGGGGAAGUAUAUGAGAGCUAUUAACCAUGUGAUUGAAACUGAGGGGGAUUCAAUUGACAUUGAUGCACAUGAUGUCUUUGAUUACGAUGGCGACCUGUAUACAAAGAUGGUUAGGUAUCCACUUGAGGUUCUUGCGAUUUUCGACAUAGCAUUGAUGGAAAUGGUUAGUAAGAUCAAUGAGGCUUUUGGGAAGCAUAUCCAAGUCAGGGUUUUCAAUCUCAAGACUUCUACUUCACUGAGAAAUCUGAACCCUUCUGAUGUUGAGAAGAUGGUUUCGUUGAAAGGGAUGAUUAUCCGGUGUAGUUCCAUUGUACCCGAGAUUAGGGAAGCUGUCUUCAGAUGUCUUGUCUGCGGUUAUUACUGUGACCCUAUUGUCGUUAAUGGAGGAAGAAUUGACGAGCCUACAGUUUGCGCAAGGCAAGAAUGUCUUUCUAAAAACUCCAUGACCCUCGUUCACAAUAGGUGCAGAUUUGCUGAUAAACAAAUUGUGAGACUUCAAGAGACACCAGAUGAGAUACCUGAGGGAGGAACACCACACACAGUGAGCUUGUUGAUGCAUGACAAGCUAGUCGAUGCUGGCAAACCAGGUGACAGAGUUGAGGUUACUGGAAUCUACAGGGCUAUGAGUGUUAGAAUUGGUCAAACACAGAGGACUGUGAAGUCAAUAUUCAAGGCAAGCACCUCCAGCUUCACUAGUACUUACAUUGAUUGCCUUCAUCUAAAGACUUCGGACAAGUCAAGAAUGUAUGUGGAGGAUUCAGUAACUGAAAACUCAGGAAGUAAUAUUGAUAAUGGAUCAAUUCUUAAUGAUGAUGAUAAGGUCGAGAAACUAAAGGAGCUAUCUAGACAGCCUGAUAUAUAUGAAAGAUUGACUAGGUCUUUAGCACCAAACAUAUGGGAGUUGGAUGAUGUCAAGAAAGGCCUUCUCUGCCAGCUCUUCGGCGGGAAUGCAUUGAGUUUGCCAUCUGGUGCUAGUUUCAGAGGUGAUAUAAAUAUUCUUCUUGUUGGGGAUCCUGGAACUAGCAAAUCUCAACUGCUCCAGUACAUCCACAAGCUCUCUCCUCGUGGUAUCUAUACCAGUGGACGAGGAAGUUCUGCGGUGGGAUUGACUGCUUAUGUCACUAAAGAUCCUGAGACUGGUGAAACGGUCCUGGAGAGUGGGGCCUUGGUUCUGAGUGACAGGGGCAUCUGUUGCAUUGAUGAGUUUGAUAAAAUGUCUGACAAUGCAAGAAGUAUGUUACAUGAGGUUAUGGAACAGCAAACUGUUUCAAUUGCUAAGGCAGGGAUCAUUGCUUCCCUAAAUGCAAGAACUUCAGUACUGGCUUGUGCUAAUCCAAUUGGUUCACGUUACAACCCUCGUUUGUCUGUGAUCGAAAAUAUUCACCUUCCUCCUACUUUGUUGUCCAGGUUUGAUUUGAUCUAUUUAAUUCUUGACAAGGCAGACGAGCAGACAGAUCGGCGCCUUGCAAAGCACAUUGUGGCACUACACUUUGAUGAUCCUGAUAGUUCAGAGCAAGAUGUGAUCGACCUGCCAACUUUAACUGCUUAUGUAAGCUAUGCAAGACAACAUAUUCAUCCACAGUUAUCGGAUGAGGCUGCUGAAGAGUUGACUAGAGGAUAUGUGGAGAUGAGAAGAAGAGGAAAUUUCCCAGGAAGCAGUAAAAAGGUUAUAACUGCAACCCCAAGGCAAAUAGAAAGUUUGAUACGCCUUGGUGAAGCUCUGGCCCGAAUUCGUUUAUCAGAAGUGGUGGAAAAGAGUGAUGUAACCGAGGCUUUCAGGCUACUGGAAGUGGCAAUGCAACAGUCUGCAACAGACCAUUCAACGGCAGGAACCAUUGAUAUGGAUCUCAUUACAACUGGGGUUUCUGCAAGUGAAAGGAUGAGGCGGGAAAACUUGGUUUCAAACACACGCAGCAUAAUUAUGGAGAAAAUGCAACUCGGAGGGCCUUCAAUUCGUCUGUUGGAGUUACUUGAAGAGCUGAAGAAGGAGAAUAAUAAUGCUUCUGAAAUCCACCUUAGUGAUCUUCGAAAUGCAUUGGCUACUCUUUCAAGCGAAGGAUUCGUCACGGUUCAUGGUGACAGUGUAAAGAGAAUAUAG
Molecule: messenger RNA, 2493 nt
Organism: Striga hermonthica
Lineage: Eukaryota; Viridiplantae; Streptophyta; Magnoliopsida; Lamiales; Orobanchaceae
Source: the annotation of a GenBank genome assembly